Messenger RNA from Pogoniulus pusillus (Red-fronted tinkerbird), 4003 nucleotides. It is a transcript of the gene SLC46A3, whose product is annotated as solute carrier family 46 member 3. Gene Ontology annotation, molecular function: transmembrane transporter activity. NCBI's taxonomy places the organism in Eukaryota, Metazoa, Chordata, Aves, Piciformes, Lybiidae. The transcript has 6 exons. Gene Ontology annotation, biological process: vacuolar transmembrane transport. The record is from RefSeq and is a predicted model, not a curated record. The coding region runs from base 113 to 1507 and encodes 464 amino acids. Gene Ontology annotation, cellular component: lysosomal membrane.
AGCGGACGGCAGGCCGGGGGUGCGCCCUCCGCGGGGGCACAGCCCGGCCGGUAAAGCGGCAGGCAGCGGCAGCGGGAGAGGGCCGAGGCAGGAUUAAACCCCAGAGCCAGAAAUGAGGAAGGUUUUGUGCGUGGAGCCUGUCAUUUUUAUCUACAUAUUUGCAUCUGCUCUGACAAGACCGCUGGCACAGCAGUUCAUCUACCGGCGGCUGUGGGAAGAAGAGUACAACUCCACUUUCAUAAGUAACAGCAAUGCCACUUACUGUGAGCAGAAUGAAAGUAGCCCGACUUACAUCAGGCAGAAGGAAGUUCAAGAAAAAACCUCUGUUUUUAGUAUGCAGUUGGACUUAACUGGAGCAGUUCCCAGCCUUAUAGUUGCCUUUGUCAUUGUAACUAAUGGAGAUCGACAAGGGCGCAAAAGGUCUCUUUUGUUACCAUCAGUGGGAGCCUUGAUUACUGAUAUUUGCCUCACUGUAAUAUCCUAUUUUUCUUUAUCACUCUCUGUCCUGUUUGCUGUUGCAUUUAUUACUGGAUUGUUUGGGAGUAUGGCAACCUUCCUUGGAGGAGGCUUUGCUUUUAUAGCAGAUCUGUGUCACGACGAGAAGCAGAAAACCACACGAAUAGCUGUGGUGGAUUUGAUUUUUGGAGUUGUAUAUGGAUUGGCAGGACUGUCAUCUGGCUACUUUCUAAGAGGAGUAGGCUUCACAUGGACAUUUAUCACAUCAUCUCUGCUUCAUGUCAUUAAUAUUAUAUAUAUUAUAUUUUUUCUGGGAGAUACAGUAGGUGUAUCUGAAUUCCAGCAUGAGGCACCAGCAUCCUUUAAAGAACUUCUUAGAGAGACAUUUUCUGGAGUGUACAUGCUUUUUAAAACUGCCCCUCAUAAAAAAAGGAUUUUAAUAAUUAUGUUACUUCUUACAUUUAUGACUUACCUCUUUACUGUGACUGGUGGGAGUUCACUUUUUACACUGUAUGAACUGGAUGAGCCACUCUGCUGGAACGAAGUGUACAUUGGAUACGGAGCUGCUGCAUCCACUUCAAUUUCUCUGACCAGUUUUUUAGGAGUUUGCUUAUUUUCUAAAUGUCUCAAAGACAUUUAUAUUGUCUUUAUCGGGAUAUUUUCUUACAUUGGAGGAAUGGUCAUGGCUGCCUUUGCCAAAACUACUCUGCUCAUGUUUUUAGUAAGAGUGCCAUCUUUGCUCUGCUUCAUGCCUGUUCCCGUUCUCCGAUCCAUGCUGUCAAAAGUGGUUCUAGCUGGUGAACAGGGUGCUGUGUUUGCUUGCAUUGCCUGUUUAGAAGUUGUGACCGGCACUAUUUCUCUUGCAGUUUUUAACAUUAUCUAUGCAGCUACUGUUGCAUGGUUUUCAGGCUUUAGCUUCCUCCUAUCAGCAGGCCUUUGUUUAAUUCCAUUGGCUGUCCUAUGCUGGCUCCUGUGCACAAGCUGGCACGGGGAGGACUUGGCUCUGCUUACACCUGAAGAAGUUUCCAGCAUAGACAGUGUUGAUAGUUGAACAAGGGAUUCACUCACCUGGGUUUUCUAAUCUGACAUGUAGUGGCAGAGACCAUUAUGUCACACAGAGACCACAGAGAUAACACAACAGUUGCAGAUGCAAUCUCAAAGCAGCCCUGCAGCAGUAAGCACUAAAUUGAUAGCACUCUUUAUUCAGUCUUUUUUUAGCACUUGAAUAAAGCUAGCUCUUAACUAUGCAAGUAGGCUGACAGUGGAGAUUUUAAUGCUGCUUUCAGCAUGAAGGAAAAAAACAUAUUAGGAUGAUACUCUCUGUUUACCCUUUCUCAAGUUUAAGAAUGUCAGCAGUGGAUUGUGACACAUCUUGUAUCAUUCUAAGCUUCUCAACUCAGAGUGUGCUGGCAGUACUGAUGAAGUCAGUGGAGCUCAUGCCAGCUGAGGAUGCAGCCCAUUGUGUACACCUUAAAAGGCCUGUCUUAAUGGUAAAGCCCCAAAAUCUGUCUAAAAUUGCCAAACAAAAUUGGGUUUCUUUUCAUAAAGCAACUGAACUGUAGGCAGUUCUUGCACCUGCUGUAAGCAGACUGACUGCUCUGCAGUUAGCAAGCUGUGCAAGUUUAAUAGAUGAUGUGUGGACCUUGCCUGUGACUUAGUUCUUAAAAUGGGUUUUCACAGGGAACUGUCAUGCUUUGAAAAUACCCAGCUUGCAGAGUGUAAAGUUAGGCCAAUGCCUACAUUUUGCAGAGGCCACACCUCACAUUUAUUUUUAUCAUUUCCCACGUUUUAGAGAUUGCAUACAGGCAAUUUUUUUGUCCCAAAGGUACUUCUUGUUUUCAGGUUAAGUUGGCUGUACUUAGCCUAAACAUUUCUUCCAGUUAAAGGCUGCAAUAGCAUUUCUUUUCAGUGCAUCUUUGAUUAUUUUUUUAACAACCCUGAAAGGAGGUGACUGAAUGUGAAUAAUGGAUCUAAACAUCUUUCGGUGAAUGAACACAAUGUACAAGCAACUUGAACAGCAUUUUUCAUCUUCAAAGCACUUUAUGAAUGCCAUUAAGAAUUUCCUUCUAUAAAGGAUAUUACCCUCCCUGUUGCAGAAAGGGAGAUAUUAACAGAGAGGACAAGUGACUUGCCCAAGGCCACAGUGCAAACUGCUGAGACUGCCAAACCAAAGAGUCAGUUUCUGCAUAAACUUUUUACCUUUUUGAUUGAGAUUCUUGAAGCAGAAUUUAUUCAGCAUACUAUCUUUUGGAAUGCAAGGCAAGAAGUGUGAAUUGUAACAUCAUGUUAAGGACAGCUCCCAGGUGUGUUUUUUUUUAGCUAAAGUUUGACAGUCCGUAUUGUUCUGGUCCCUGAAAUUGCAGGUAGGUUGUAUGUAACUGUCUCCCCCCCCAAAACAGAUAGGUAGAGAAACCAAAAUAAUGUGAAGUGGUUCACAUUUACAGAAGGAAAACUGUAGGAAAGCAGCUGUGUGCGAACUGACUUCCCAUGCACGUAGCAUAUGCUGUAUAAUCAAUGGUCUGCUUACAGCCAUUAAUGUCCAUCCUAUGAACAGAAUAGUUCUGCAGAGCUUCUGUGUUUCUCCAACAAAAAUAUUAGUACUGUGUCAUGAUGAUACCAUUGUAGAUCUCCUUUUUGUUCGAAUGGCAACAUUGUUUCCAGGCUAUGUGGUCAGAAGCAGUUUGGAAGAGGAUUGAAAUGCAAGUGAGAGUUUCCACUGUCUGAGGUGACCACACUGCACUGGUGGAAGUGAUGCUAUUUAUCCAGGACAGAGGAAUGAGUAAUUUCACAGUUAACACUUGUAGCCAGCUCUUACCCCUCUUAACACUUCCUGAACUAAGGGUAAUGUUGGCAAUGAAAGACUGUUAGCUUUUCUUAGAUAGUUUAGACACUAGCCAGUGAACAAAACUGCUUAGUUCCUCCCUUGAGCUGCCUGUCACUGCCAGCUUGUUGGAGAGCCAAGUUUUACAAGAAUCAGUGGGUCCAAAACAUAAUGGGUACUUAGAGGAGAGAUUAAGAAAACACUGAUGUAAAGGAUUUCUGCACAAAGACUACAUUUUCUUUCUUGACUUUUCAUUACGCAGUUAUGCAAGGCUUUAUGAAAUUAACCAUUUCACCCAAAACUGCCUGGAAAAAGCAAAGUGAAUGAAGAAGGGGUAUGUGCCUUCACUUCCCCUUCAAUGCACACUUCAGCUAGCACUCGGAAGACAGCAUCAAAGCAAGCCAGUUAUGCAGUGGUAUUGUGUCAGUCCAAAAUAGAACAAGCACAUACACUUCAGGAAUGGCUUUGCUCUGGUUUGGUAUUGCUGUACUUAGUGUUUGGAAAGUCUAAAUACUGUCUAGAAGAAAUACUAAGUUUAGGUCAGAACACAUGAAGGAUAGACUGUUUUUAAAGUGCCUAGCAUGGUGCAUGCUGAGGAGGAAACCAGGCACUAGUGUGCUUCAGGUUAUUAAAUCAAAGUCUUCCAAGUUUGUAACAGUGGCUAUAUAUGUAUAUAAAUGCAAAUUAUUUUGACAGAAACUAAUAAAUAAGUUUGUUUUGUUAAAA